GGCCAGCGCGGACGGGACGGGGCGGGAGUCUUCGCAGCAACGUGCGCGGGGCCGCAGAGGCGCAGACACCGCCCCGGCCGCAGACACCUUCGCUCCUCGCUGCUGGCUCCGCGUCCCAGCCCAGCUCUGCGGCAGGCAGGAGAAGCGGCCGGAUCGCGACUCCAGAGUUUGCGGCCGUCGCCAGGCCUCCCCGAGCGGCGCCGACGCUCCCGCCGUCCGGACGCGCGACCCUGCGCCAGCGCCGCAGCCACCUGCUCCGAGUCCCCGGGCGAGCACAACCAUGCGUCCCACUACGGCGCUCUCCGCGCUGCUGCUGCAGCUGGUGCUGCUACUGUCGCCUCCAUCUCUCUCCCAGCAAAAUGGAAAUGAGACUAGCAUAUCUACUAUCAAACCUAGCACUGCCCAGAGCCAACAAGGUGCCACAACAUCAACAAAAGUCACAACUGGUGACCCAGUGACAUCUCCACUUGCUUCAGCCCAGCCAAGCAACCCUACACCAUCCACAACCUCAGUCCAAUCUCCGACGUCCAUGCCGACCUCCAUACCGACCUCCACAGGCAAUCAAAGCAGUGGCAGUCUGACUACAACCUCCAGUGUCUCCGAGGUGAACAAGACUAAAACAAGCCCUCCCAGUAGCACGACCUUCACCAGUAGCAGUGGACAAACAACCUCCUCUGGAGGCAAGAGCGGUGACAGUUUUACCACAGCACCAACAACCACUUUGGGGCUAAUCAACAACGUCUCUUCUCAGCCUACUGACCUUAAUACCACCUCAAAGCUUCUUUCUACCCCCACAACAGACAACACAACAAGCCCUCAGCAGCCUGUGGCUUCUUCACCGAGCACAGCGAGCCAUCCUACGGGGCAGCAUACCCCUGCUGCUGUUCCCAGCAGCUCUGGCUCCACGCCUGGCACUGACAACUCUACACUGACAUGGAAGCCCACUACACACAAACCACUGGGCACCUCUGAAGCCACUCAGCCCCUCACCACCCAGACACCAGGCAUCACUACAUUGCCCGUCUCCACACUGGGACAGUCUACGGCGUCUACAGUGGGAACUACGACUGAAGAGUUCACACACCUCAUCUCUAAUGGGACUCCCGUGGCCCCUCCAGGCCCCAGCACAGCCUCUCCCAUCUGGGCCUUUGAGAAUUACCAGCUAAACUGUGAACCUCCCAUAAGGCCAGAUGAGGAACUCCUCAUUCUGAACCUCACAAGAGUCAGCCUUUGCGAAGGGAGCCCUCUGGAUGAGAAAGAGAAACUCGUGGGACUGCUGUGUCACUCAGUCAAAGCGUCCUUCAAGCCAGCUGAGGAUUCGUGCACUCUACAUGUGGCCCCUAUUCUAGAUAACCAGGCGGUGGCAGUGAAGAGAAUCAUUAUUGAGACGAAGCUUUCUCCUAAGGCCGUGUAUGAGCUACUGAAGGACAGAUGGGAUGACCUGACAGAGGCCGGAGUCAGUGACAUGAAGCUGGGGAAGGAAGGGCCUCCAGAGGUCAAUGAGGACCGCUUCAGCCUGCCCCUCAUCAUCACCAUCGUCUGCAUGGCAUCCUUCCUGCUCCUCGUUGCUGCCCUCUACGGCUGCUGUCACCAGCGGAUCUCCCAGAGGAAGGACCAGCAACGACUCACAGAGGAGCUGCAGACAGUAGAGAAUGGUUACCAUGACAACCCAACCUUGGAAGUGAUGGAGACUCCUUCUGAGAUGCAGGAGAAGAAGGUGGUCAACCUUAAUGGGGAGCUGGGGGACAGUUGGAUUGUCCCUCUGGACAACUUGACCAAGGAUGACCUAGAUGAGGAGGAAGACACACACCUCUGAUCUGUCUGCUGGCCACCCCAACUGCACUGCAGAACUCCAGACCACCCAAAGUGCCAUUUGGACAGGGAGGGGGAAAUCUUCCCACCUGAAGACAGAAAGACUGGGGAGGGAGAAUGGACUCCGAAGGUUGUCUCCCUCCUCAUAAUCCCUCUAGGGCCUUAAUUUUCCUUUUCAAGUUCAACAAAGUCACAUUCUGUCCAGUUCCCUCAUGUAAAAUAACCUACUUGUGCCUGAGCCCAGAGCAGGAAGGCAGGAGGAGAUGGAGAACGCCAUGCGAGAGGCUCUGGAGCUCCACCAGGAACGGCACUCUCUCAUCUCAUAAGAUGACCGAGGCCUUAAGAGGUCAGGUGACUUGCACGGGGCCACACAGCCCUUUGGUGACAAAGGUUGUUUCCCUCAGUCUGGUGCUUAACUGUAUCCAGACACACUACUGUGUUCAUCUGUGCCCGUUUCCCAAGGCACAAGACUUGCAGGUGGGCAGGCUGGAAAAGAAAACCAAGCCUCUAUGGUCUCAAGGACAGGUCCCCAGUUUCCAUCUCCUAUAACAUGGCCUCUGCUAGCUUGUUGUAUCCCACCUCUCAGGAGUUAGUCUUUAGUCCCAUUAUUUCCCAGGGCAUGGCUUUGAACUUCUUGUUCUACAUUCUGAUUUCCUUGCCUUUCUUAGUGGGAUUGGCCUCACUAUCUAAUGGAGUCUGCCUAAGGGGUGGGUGGGCAGGUAGAGGCAUCUCAUGCUCUGAUGGCUUCCCUAAUGACUUCCUCAUGGCAGCUGAUUCUGUACUGAGACUGGCCUGUCAUUCAAGACACUCCCUAGAAGACACUCCUCAAAAAUCUCCUCUGGCCGUCUGCUUCUGCUCCCACUAGAAACAAAUCUGCAGUAGCUACGGAAAGCAAGAUGCUCCUUUUUCGUUGUUCACUGCCCAGCUGAGUGGGUGACUCCUCAAAACCUAGUGUCACAUAGCAGUUGUCUAGGGACAGACAUGUCCUGGGGUCCCAACUGGUCCCUGAUUGGCAAAUGUGUCUCAGUAGACAAUCGAUCUAACCUACCAGACAUUAUUAUUCCACAGGAAGCUCAGGGACGUUUCAAGUUGCUGAGAGCUUGGGUUGGUGUUCUGUGCUGUGUUGUGUGUGUGUGCCAGCUCCUUACUGCCAAAGGCCAAAGCUCAGAUGGUGGAGACUGUUAGCUAAUUCCAUCGGUUUGCACCCUCCUUUGCCACACGGAGAAAGGCCCAGAUCGUGCAGUUUUAAGAUACCUUGGCCUACUCUCCCAGCACGGAGCCAGGCUUUUGUGUCUGGUGUGCUUUGUAGCAUUCCAGCUGUCC
Molecule: messenger RNA, 3135 nt
Organism: Mus caroli (Ryukyu mouse)
Lineage: Eukaryota; Metazoa; Chordata; Mammalia; Rodentia; Muridae
Gene: Podxl
Product: podocalyxin like
Biological process (GO): positive regulation of cell-cell adhesion mediated by integrin; cell migration; regulation of microvillus assembly
Cellular component (GO): microvillus membrane; apical plasma membrane
Source: RefSeq, a predicted model, not a curated record